AUGUAUGAAAUCUCUCCAAUGGCACCCCCGAGGUCCUCGCACCCAGCCUUCCCGGUAGAAGAAUCCUGUCCGUCUCCGACAUGUCCAUGUCGCGAGUCACCCACCGGCCUCGACAUCGACCGUGAGACCAUGCUCAAUGGGUCCAUCGGAACAUAUGCCGAGCAGGUGCUUAUAGCAACGGGUCGGAGUGACUGGAAGAGUCGCAUCGAGGAGGACGAAGACGCGGUUUUACUACAACAGAUGAAAGGGUUGCUCGGACGAGGGGGAAAAUACAGUGAUAGCAAAAAUAAUCUCACGCUUCCAGUGAAUAUUGACAAAUCCGAAACUUCCCAGGUCGCCGUAUCACAUCCAGCGUCUGCAUAUCUGGUACCAAGCUUUCAAUAUGUGCCUGCCAUUCCUACCGAUGCCGACAGUGUUGACGCUUUCGUUCGAGCCUUCAUCCUUCCGCAAAAGCUCCAUCAUGCACACGAGCGCCUUUCACGCGAAGAGCAAAACAUUCUGCGACGCGAGGAUGAGAAGCAGCGGCAAUUCGUCGGCGUCCGCCCAGUCCAAGAAAUACUCGUGCUGAUCUGUGGACACGGUGGACGGGAUGAGCGAUGUGGGAUCUACGGUCCCCUCUUGCAAGCAGAGUUUGAGGAUCAACUGCAGCGGCAGAAUAUCUCUCUGUUGGAGGAAUCGCCUAAAGCUGAAAAUGUGGAGGCAGCAGAAAGCCAUGUGACAGCCUCGGAGCUCACCGCGCGUGUCGGUCUGAUCAGCCACAUCGGCGGGCACAAGUUCGCCGGAAAUGUCAUCAUCUAUAUUCCGCCGACUUUUUCGCAAAAUGCUCUGGCAGGCAAAGGCAUCUGGUACGGACGUGUCGGACCCGAACAGGUCGAGGGUGUUGUCGCCAAGACCAUUCUUGAGGGCAAAGUCAUCAAGGAUCUGUUCCGAGGCGGCAUUGACCAGAGCGGUGAUCCCUUACGGCUAUAA
Molecule: messenger RNA, 969 nt
Organism: Dissoconium aciculare CBS 342.82
Lineage: Eukaryota; Fungi; Ascomycota; Dothideomycetes; Mycosphaerellales; Dissoconiaceae
Product: Sucraseferredoxin-like protein
Exons: 3
Coding region: 1-969 (322 amino acids)
Source: RefSeq, a predicted model, not a curated record